This is a messenger RNA of Symbiodinium sp. CCMP2456, 309 nucleotides long. The record is from the annotation of a GenBank genome assembly. Lineage: Eukaryota; Dinophyceae; Suessiales; Symbiodiniaceae.
AUGGCCGCCUCUGAGGCUUUGCAGCAUGGCUUGGUUUCGCGCGUCUGCGCCACCAAAGAGACCAUGUUGGCACAGGGCUUGGAGCUUGCGAAGACCAUCGCGGCCAAAAGCCCUGUGGCAACUUUGGGUGUGAAACAGUUCCUCAACUACGCGCGGGACCACUCCGUGGAGGAGAGUCUGGACUAUGCGAUCACCUGGAACAUGUCCAUGCUGCAAGGUUCCGACAUGGCAGUCGCUGCUGCGUCCAUGCUCCAGAAGUCUUCCCCGAGCUUCGGUAACCUUCCGCCGCCGACGCGAUCAAAGCUUUGA